AUGUCAACGCCGCCUAAGACUCAAACACCAAGCUCGAGAGGCUCAAAGAGCCCCGACAAGCACCCCGCCAAGAGCCCUUCGAGAAGCUCUCGGGAUACGUCGCCCAGUGUUGGCGAUCCCAACAUUCUAUCAGCCUCGCACUGGCAGCAGCUCGCCGAGGACGAGGGCGUGAUCGAAGACGAUGGCGAUUCACUCACAGGCCAAAGUCUUUCAUCUUCGACAGAUUCGGUGACUUCUAGCAUCUUUGAGUACCGCAAGCUACAUGGACGCACGUUUCAUCAUGAGAUUGGGAGUGCACAGUAUUGGGACUUUGCCGACGAGUAUCCCAAUGCAGAGGUUAUCGGCACCGACAUCUCGCCUAUCGAGCCCUUUUGGGUUCCCCCGAAUCUAAAGUUUGAAAUCGAAGAUUGUACCCAGGAGUGGACAUUCGCACCAAACUCUGCCGAUCAUAUCCACAUACGCUGGUUAAUCGGCAGCAUUCCCGACUGGAACCAGCUCUUCAGGGAGGCUUACAAAACUUGCAAACCGGGUGGCUGGGUUGAAAGUUUCGAGCCAUCAUCACCAGCGACGACGAUACUGUAA
Molecule: messenger RNA, 582 nt
Organism: Fusarium sp. VM40
Lineage: Eukaryota; Fungi; Ascomycota; Sordariomycetes; Hypocreales; Nectriaceae
Source: the annotation of a GenBank genome assembly